CAAAAAAAGUACCAUCGUACCAAAUUUGCCAUCCCUGCAUGCAAUUAAUCUUUUGCAAACAAAAAUACAAAGUACGUGAAAUGUCGAUAAUAAAGAAAGUUAUGAUAUCUAUUUUUUCGCAAAUGAAUUGAAAAAGCGAUAUACAAUUAUUCAUAUAAAUGCAAAAAAUUUUCAUAAAUAUUAGCUCUAAAAAUAAAAUAAAUACAAACAAACAGGAGAGUUAAAAAAUAUAAAGUAUGAGUAACAACAAUAACAACACACGUAAUAUUUACAAUACAACAGCAGGUAGAUCGAGUAGUAGUGGUGGAGGCGGUGGCCAUAGUUCCAGUGACAAUGAUGAAAUGGAAGUGCUGCUCAGUCAAUCGCCUGCAUCACAACAUGCUAUGGGCAACAUUCAGACAACAAUAAAUAUUGAAAAUGAUAGCCCAGGAACCAGUCAACAACAUCUGCAAAGGCAACAAUUAUUGCAGCAAUUGCGAAGAGAUGCCGAUACCACAAGAAUUAAUAUGGACAUGAAUGUUACCCAUUUACACAGUGCUAAUAGUGUUGACAACUCAAACCUUGAUGAUAGGCAAAGAAUUCCCAAUUUAUUUGCUAUGUUGCGCGAAGCCAGACACCAAUUAAAUCGCUCACAAUCUCUACGAGAUGCUCACCCAAAUGUUACAAUGCCAAAUGGUGAAUAUUCCACAGCUAAUGCACAUCCACGUACUUGGCGUGAAAACUUAUAUGAAGUUUUAUCUUCUCCUGUAACACCGCGUUCAGAUGUUUUACGUGCAAUCUUUGCACCAGUGUCCACAGCUAGUGUACGUUACGACUCUUUACCCACAAACGAUGUAAUACCCGAAGAACAGUUUCAUUUUUUGCUCAAUCGGCAAAAUGCCAACCAGCCUGAAAGCGACUUGCAACCGCCUUUUAGAAGUCAUCACAGCAGUAAUGGCUUAGAAACACAAACCUCAUCCUCUUCAUCUGCCUUAAGAUUGUCAAGACAAAAUUCACGUUUAACCGAAGAUAGGAGUAUAAAUGAAAAUUCCACAUCUACCCCCCAAACACCAGCCGUCGAUAUAUCCCUAGAUAGUAAUGGAACUGGAGGUGGAGGCGGCAGCCGUAGACAAAGCAAUGCUGCCGCCUCGACUGCAAAUGCUGGACGUGUACCACAAAGACAAACAUCCGCUACUGGUAGCACCACAGCUCCUACUAUCGAUAUGAUAGAUGAUGCCGAUACAAAUGCUGUGGGAGAAAUGAUUGUCAAACUCGUUACUCAUUUUGUACGUUACCUUCCAUUUAUAUUUAUUAUAUUCGUCAAGUUUAUACACGAUCAUCUACUGGGUAUACUUGAUAUUUUACUACUACAUGGUGUACUCUAUCAACUAAACAAAUCUUUAAAGGAGCAGAUUGCCAAACUCAAUCAAAAAUCAUAUGCCGUGCUUAUACGCGAUAUGAUUUUAGUGGUUUGUGUUGUAACGUAUCGUUUUAUUUUGUCCACCUCUACUCCCGAUCCCUUUGGUCUUCUAAUAAAUCCUCCAGGAGCCACUAUAACAUUAAAUUUGUUCUCCGCUCAAAAUACGGCUCCAUCUGCAAAUGAAUUAGCAUCGGAAGUGCUUGGUAAACAUCAAAUAGAUGAAGUGCCUGCUUUGCCCACAACCAAUCCUUCGAAUAGUACAAUUUCUGUGGCAAAGACUAUAUCAUUAGGAGCUUUACUUUAUUAUGUUGCCGUAAAUGAUUUGAUAUUAAAACUGUUGACUCAAUUGAUUAAAAUAAUAGUGACUAUGUUGCCAACUAAAGCUAUACGUCAUAAAUCUCGAGCACGUUUAUAUGCUCUGAUUGAAUAUAUUUCUCAAUUCUAUCGGGCCUUAGUACCCAUGAGACAAUGGUUAACAUUUUUAUUUGAGUCCUAUACAGGCUUAGAAGUGAUCUCAGGCAUAUUAUUUUCGGCCUUUUAUAUGGGAGCCAAAGGAUUUGAAUUUGUUGAGCGUGGUAAACCUUUAAAGAAAGCUUUAAUUAAUUUUGUGCGCAAUAUGGACUAUGAUCGUAAACCGACCAAAGAUGAGUUAGAAGCUGCUGGUACUGUUUGCCCCAUUUGUCAUGACUCGUAUACCACACCCGUGGUGUUGGAAUGCGGUCAUAUAUUUUGUGAUGAAUGUGUUAACACUUGGUUUAAGCGUGAACAAACCUGCCCCAUGUGUCGUGCAAAAGUUAGUGAAGAUCCAACCUGGCAAGAUGGUGCCACUACAUAUUUUUAUCAACUAUGUUAAGAGUUUUAAAGAUGAAAUUUUGUCAAACUGUUUUUAUUAACCAUUCGUUAGGUUUUGUAUAACUUCUAUUAGGUAUUUUUAUUUUAAUAUAUUCAAAGUUCAUAUGGA
Molecule: messenger RNA, 2360 nt
Organism: Lucilia sericata (common green bottle fly)
Lineage: Eukaryota; Metazoa; Arthropoda; Insecta; Diptera; Calliphoridae
Product: E3 ubiquitin-protein ligase RNFT1
Exons: 4
Coding region: 237-2252 (671 amino acids)
Biological process (GO): positive regulation of ERAD pathway
Molecular function (GO): ubiquitin protein ligase activity
Source: RefSeq, a predicted model, not a curated record